This is a messenger RNA of Cheilinus undulatus (humphead wrasse), 7413 nucleotides long. Its product is annotated as BCL-6 corepressor-like. The transcript has 13 exons. The coding region runs from base 547 to 7413 and encodes 2288 amino acids. Gene Ontology annotation, molecular function: transcription corepressor activity; protein binding. Gene Ontology annotation, cellular component: nucleus. Lineage: Eukaryota; Metazoa; Chordata; Actinopteri; Labriformes; Labridae. The record is from RefSeq and is a predicted model, not a curated record. Gene Ontology annotation, biological process: negative regulation of transcription by RNA polymerase II.
AGGGAGAGGAGGGGAACCGAGCAGACGGACGGACGACAGACCGACCGGAAGGAGCGGAACACACGGGAGGAAAACCUGAGCGCGUGGAGGGAAUGGCACGUUUGUUUGGGAUCUGACCCGCCGCUGCUUCCUGUCGGGACUCCACCAGAGGAAACACGCACGGACACGCCAAGUUGGGCGCGUGCGUGCGAUUGUUUGAGCGUGCACGCGCUUGCUCAGCCUGAAGCUCCAGACUUCAUUCAUAAACAUUUUCAUUUUCUCAGAGCGCGUGCGGGUGUGUUUGUGAGUGUGUGUCACUGGUCGUGCACGUGCGCGCCCACGCCCCCAUCCCUCAUCUGCACGCGGUGGAUAGAGAGUAUGGAUUUAUCUGGAUCGGCAGCAGCGGGGGAGGAUUAGCAUGAUUAUUACCGGAUGGCUGUGAAAGCAGGAGGGACACCCUGGACAGAACACCACCGAAGAAGACAGCAAGUCAUGGUGGGCUGAGCAGCAUCCUCGCGGUGGACGCUCCCAUCUGAAGCAGAGACCAGAGAACCACAGGCUCACAGCAUGGUGGAUGCCAGCACAUCUUACAGGAUGAACCCUCUCGCUGCCCUCAGCAUGGACCGCUCCGUUCUGGUCAGUGAAAGCUACCGGCCCCACGGAGGACUUCUCUACACGGGUAUCCGGCCUUUCUCAGAUAAGCCCCAGGAGGCCGGACCCGCCCUCCCUCCAGGCUACGACCUCCUGUACAAGCCCGACGUGACCACGGAUGGUCAGAAGUCUGCUAAUGGAUUUGUGGGACUGUACAAGAACCAGCCUGUGGGUUUACAAAAACCUCUGGUGGUCUCUGCAGCAGGAGGUGAUGCCCUGGCUCUGGACCGCAGAGUCCUACCGACCGACAAACAGUCAGAACUGGGCGUCGCCAGCUUCCUGAGACUGCCGUGGAUCAGUCCUUAUGCUGAUCCAUCAGUCUACCCCUUUCUGGACAUGGCCUAUAAGGCGUCCUUCCUGUCCCAGCCUUCCCCCUUCGUUCACCAGCAGAUGGCGUUUCAGUCUCUCUGUGCUGCAGGAGGCGCAACACCUGGGGACGACAGACUUUUCUACCUGCCUCAGUACAACCCCUCCCCUUUGGGCUCUUCUAUCAGGUUCCCCUCUGCCACUCCGGCUUCUGCCGUCCUGUCAGCCCCGAGCCUCCGCCAAGACAAACCUCUACAGGGUUUGAGUCCUCAGGUACACCAGGAACAGUCCGCUUUCAGCACCAGUCCACAGAUCCACCAGAAACCCAAGCCUCAUGCUGCUCCAAACCCUGAGAGACUCCACGGUGGAAAGUCCAACCAUCUAUCCUCCUCCAUUAAUGCUCUGAGUAGAGGUGGAGGAAGCAGUGAGGCCCCUGGGACCAGUUCAGCUACCACUGCUGCCUUAGAAUCCCCCCCAGUCAACCAAACCCCCACAGACCUCCAGAAGUCCCUUUACAGAAGGUCCUUCUCAUCUUCAGCCUCCCUGUCUCAUCCUUUUAACACGAGCCUGGGCUCAGAGACCUGCAGCGCCAGCACUAAAGAGGCUGUGAAGAGGUGUCCAUCACCCAAAAAGACACAGAUGGACCGGACUGUACCCCCAAAGCCCACCGAGGAAAACCAGCCAGAUCUGACCGCCAAAGAGCUAGAGGCACUCUCAAACCGACUUCCAUCAAAGUUGGGGUGUUUACUGCAGUCAGAUGGCCUGCCUUCACCUGUGAGUACACCUGCAAAGACUCCAGACUGUCCUGAGGGGAUCAGCUCUCUACCCUCCCCUUGGGUUGUCCCGGGUUCCUCCCCGGCUGUGAGCUCUGAGCACAACAGAGGAACUCAAAUCAAGAAAAGUUCAGACAAUCUUUCUCAGAAUUCUCCUGGCUCCGUUACAGAGAUACCUGGUCCAGGUUCUGCCCCAGGGGGAAGACCUUCUGCACCUUCUCCUCCCCCAAAGCCGAGACCUGACUGGCCUAGAGUUCUCCCUUUUGAUUCGGACAAAGUCAGUCCUAAAAGUAGAGGAGAAACUCGGCCUAGUUCAGAGAAACAGAGCUUGACUUCUCAAGAGACCAGUGUUCAUCAGCAACCAAAGGGAACCCCCUCAAGUCAGAGCUUUGCAGACUCCUACCUCCCUCCUGGCUUAGGCUUCACAAACCGCUAUGUCCCGUACGCCAUAGCUGAGGAUUUGACCGUGCAGCGCAUGACCAUGCCAGGGAAGGGGCCCGUAUACCCUCACCCAGUCCUGCUUGGCAGCAGCAACUUCUAUCCACCUCGCCUUGUUCCAGAGCCUGGCCUGACAUACGGAGUCCAUCCAAACAAAGGGGACUUCAUGGCAUACCGGAAUCCUCAGGCGGCCCCUCCACCUGUGUCCUCCCACUCAGGUCUAGACCGCCUCGGCACCAAGGAGAGAAGUUGGAGAGCAGAACCACACAGGAGUCAGGACAGGCCCUGCGAUGACUCCUCCCACAACGAGAGGGACAAGUCCAAGCACCAAACCAUGAAGGCCCAGAGCAAGACUCUGACUCCUGCCAGAGAAGAUUUCAUCUGUAUCGACCUGGUCCAAGAUGACCUGGACGAGGACUCGUCCAAUAACGAGCACAGCUCUCCAUGCACCAUCAGAGAGGAUUUCACAAAGCCUGCCGUCAGUAGCUCUAACCACCUUCAUGAAAGACAUCCAUGGUCUUCUAAAGACCACCUUCCAAAGCAGGCUGGAAAGCAAAUAGGAGGCUUGGUACCCCAGACAGUCCAACCAGAACCUCCUGACCACAGAUCUUCAUCUCCCACAUCAAGUAAGGAGAUCUCUCAGGAGAUCCAUGAAGAGGAGGAACCCCUUAGUCCAUUUCCAGACAUCCCAGAGGAGCAGAUGAUGCGCUGUGCCAGAACUUCUCUUCUUCAGUUUUCUAGAAAAUGUAAACCUGGAGCCUCGAAUGGUGCUGGGAGUGCUGAGCUUAGAGUCCCCAGUGAACAGGAACGCUUGGUAAACGGUACAAGCACUGGCGAUGGUAUUCAGCCAGAGACCACAGCUCAUAAAAAUGUGGACUCGGAGCAGACCUUAAAAGAUGACGGCUCACUGGGUCUAAUUAAGGAACAUAAAUGUUCUAGUGGAGCCGUGUGUGCAAUCAGCCGCCAGCAGAGCCCAACAUACGGGGGCGGCUGUCCCUCAGAUAGUCCCGUUUGUUGCAGUACGGGCUCAGCACAUAGAGAUUUUAGUCCUCAGGUCCCAGCCUGGACCGGUUUGAAUCCCAGGGUACCAGCUGAGGGAGUCAUGACCAUCAGAGCACCUGUGUGUUACAAGAUAAAUCCCAGAAGUUCUGCCUGUAAUCUCAGAGACCCUAACAAUCAGAAUCUCAGCAGUAGAGACUUCGUGGGGCCAUGCUGCAAAAACCAGACUCUGAGGACACCAUCUGGAGAAGCCAGAAUUUACAGCAGUCAGAUUCAGAACUGCAAAAGCAUCAACCCUAGAUUACCUGAUGGGGAAAACCGUGAUUGCAUGAACUCAGGUUGCUGGAACAUCAACCCCACGUCUCCAGGGAGGAACCCUUUCAUUGGUCCAAAUUCUACAAGUGAUAUGUCUAAAGGUCAGGCUGUCCCUGUGUAUGGAAACCAUUACCCUGCUGGUCCAAACUCUCAGCACUUUCCACCAGGAGAUCCAGCCAGUCAGGACUUGGACAGGAGGCCUACUGAUCUGAAUCAAGAACUUCCAGUUUGCCAAGACCUGGAAGCUGAGUGUCCCUCCGCUAAUGAGGUGGAACCACGCUCCAGCGUCAUCACCAACUUCAGUGAGGAUGGUAAGGAGAAAACCCAGGACGGCAUGGACCCACAAACAGACGAGGAUGAGGGUCCAGGCUCCUGCAAAAACCGGCGCUCUGGACUGACCAAACGGAUCGCCAACUCAUCCGGCUACGUGGGGGACCGGUUUAAAUGUGUGACCACAGAGCUUUCCGCCGACUCCAGCCAGCUGAGCCGCGAGCAGAGAGCCCUGCAGCGUGCAAUGCUGCGUUUCUCUGAGCUAGAGCUGAAGGAGAAAGAGGGAGGACAGGGAGGAGGACAGGAGGAGGGGGAGGUGAUGACAGUGGCGGGGGAGACGGCGUCGGCAGACAGCCGCCAGGGAGGUUCAGAGAGAGGAGGAGAGGAAGAGAGGAAGAAUGAAGGAGGAGGACAAGGCUCGUCUUCAGCCGCCCCGGAGGCAGCAAGAGAUGAGGAGAACGAUGAGGAGGACAGAGGAGGUCUGCAAGAGGAGGACGAGAGGAGGAGUUUAGUCCCACAACAACAUCAACAACCCGUUCUGUCUCCGUCCCCAGUCCUCUGUCAAGGAAAUACUUCCACGCCAGUCUCCACGCCGUCCUCCACGCCGUCCUCCACGCUGUCCUCCACGCCGUCCUCCACGAUGUCCUCAACAACGUCCUCCACGCCAUCUUCCACGCCUAUUCUCGUGGGCUCCAACCUCACGUCUGUGAUAAACCGCAGAAGAAUUUUCAGUCUGGAGCCGUUUCACCAGAGCAGCAUCACCAGCAGCCGGCUGAAGAGAGGGAGAGAGGAGGAGGAGGAAGAAGAGGAGGAGACGGCUAACCAAGAGAAGAUAGCAAAGAUAGCCAAUGUCUCAGACUCCACCCAGGACGACGUGAAGAAGCUGAAGGUUUGCAUCGAGCUGAAUGGCCUCACACUUAACAAGCCCCGCCUCUCUGGAGAGCUCAACCAAUGGCUGCCAUUGGACCAGAGGUCAGCAGAGCCGGUCAGGAAGUUCAGGAUGGACGGCCCAUCUGUCAGGGGUCCCAACAGAGGCUGGCACAACCCGACAUUCACAAGAAGGGAAGAACCAAGAGGUUUCCCGGUGGCGCCGCCGACCUCUCCCACCCACCACUUCCAGCGGUCUUGCAGCCCUGGCCUCCGACCACCGUCCCCCUGGUCCUUUGGCUCCUCUGGCAUCCAGAGCCAACACAUCAGGCUGAAGGAGAACCGACGGCCCUCCUCCUUCCUGCCUUCCUUCCCUCCUCUCCCUCCAUUUCCUCGCCACGAUGAUGACCUCAGCAAGCCAAAGGGGAAGCGACUCUGCAAGACAAAGCACACAGGAGGGGAGAGGGUUAGGGAGGAGGAGAGAGAAGGAGGCGGCGAGGAGAGCCGCGGAAAGGUUUCUCCAUCUCACUUGCCCAGCCCUCGCCCUUCCUCUCCACAGAGCCCACACCCACCCCGCCCCGCCCCUCCUGAAGUUCGUAGACUGAUCGUGAACAAAAAUGCCGGAGAGACGCUGCUGCAGCGUGCCGCCCGCCUGGGAUAUGAGGAGGUGGUGCUGUACUGUUUGGAGCGUCAGGUCUGUGAUGUCAACCACAGAGAUAACGCCGGCUACUGUGCUCUACACGAGGCCUGCGCCCGUGGCUGGCUGGGGAUCGUACGCCACCUGGUGGAGCAUGGCGCUGAUGUCAACUGCAGUGCUCAGGAUGGGACCAGACCGCUUCAUGACGCCGUGGAGAACGACCAUGUGGAGGUAGUCCGUUUCCUGCUGGCCUGUGGCGCUGACCCCACCCUGACCUCCUACUCUGGACGAGGACUGAUCAGCAUGACCCACAGCGCCAGCAUGGAGACCUUCCUGGAGGACUAUCUCUCCGACCUCCAGGGGCGAUCGGAGGAUGAUCCGGGGAUCUGCUGGGAGUUUUACGGCAGCUCCGUGUGCGAACCUUCCAAUGAGGGAGGAACGUUCAACAUUCUCGCCGACCCUCCAGGACCCGAGGAGGAAGAGGACGAUGAAGAGGAUGGUGAUGAUGAAGAGGAUCGAGCCAAGAGGGAGGUCUUUGAGUUUGAGCUGUCUGAUCGACCUCUACUGCCGUGCUACAACAUCCAAGUCUCCCUGUCACAAGGCCCGAGGAACUGGCUCCUCUUCUCCGACGUCCUGGGCCGUCUUCGGAUCACGUCUCGAUCAUUCCGGCGUCUCUUCCCUCAGCUCAACAUCCAGUCCAUCCCGGAAGACGAGUUCUACCGGCAGGCGUCUCUGUCCCAGCUCCUCACGGGUCCCGACGAGCAGGAGCUGUCCUCCUUCAGGCCAGACGUCAAGGACCCCCUGGAGCUGGUGGAGGCCACGCCCGAGCUGGCCGGCAUGCUCGGCUCUUCCAUGGAGUUCGUGGACAGUCGCUGGGACUCCAUGGAUGCUUCGCCGCCUCCAACACCCCCACCUUUACCGUCACAGCGACCAACCCAACGACUUCAGUCGUCUUUUCUCCCCACCUAUCACCCGGGGGCGGCCGGAGCUAAUGCUAACAGAGCAUCCUGCCAAGGAUUUACUGAUGCAGGACACUUGACUCCAGCGGCCAGAUCGGAAACCAGAAUGGAAGCUAGCAUCUGGGAACCACAGCAGCUAGGGGGUAAAAACCCCAGGCUCCCUGUUCCUUCAAAAUUAAACCACUCAUACAUGUGGGAACCUCAAGGUUUACAAAGUAAGACCGUACGGAUUGCUAAUUCAGCUAAUCUGGACUCUAAAAUGGAGAGCAGACUCUGGGAACCAAAACGACAACAAAGCAAAAACAGCUGGAUCUCAAAUUCGUUUAAUCAGGACUCAAAGAUAGACACCGGUCUGUCGGAACAACAACUACCACAAAGACUUAAGGAUACUGAGAAUGUCAAUUCAGUCAAUUUGUACUCUAAAAUGGACUCUGUUUCAUCAGAACAAAAACCAUGUGAUACCAAGGACCCUGGGAAUGCCAAACCAACUAAGUGUGGCUCUAAAACAAACGCCACCACACCAGAACCACAACCAGAACUUUGCAAGGAUGCUGGGAAUGCUAGUAGCGCUAAUAAGAACCCUAGCAUUGGUACUCUAGACUCACAAAUGGACUCAAGUUUGUCAGAACCUCCUCAAGGAAAGAAGCUGACUGGUAAAUCCUCAGUUCGGCCCUCUGUGGUCGAUGCUAACGUGUGGGAACCGCAGCGACUGCGCAGUCGAAGUUCUGGGAACUCGAAUGCCAAAACAGGCACCACCACUCCAGGACCACAGCAAAGCAAGAACGCCUCUCUGUCUGGAAAACCAAACGGUUCUGUUGAUGCCAGCGGGUGGAAACAACAAAACCAGAGGGGUAAGAGUGUUUCAGGUUCAUCACAUCCGGGGUCGUCUGGCGAGGGUUGUGCAAAGGAACCACAGCGACUCCGAAGUAAGACUGCAGAGAUCACAAGCGCUAAUGCUAACGUGAAUGCUAGCAAGAGUGAACCAGAGGAGAAGAAAGUCAGCGUGGCCGUCACGGCCCCUAAAAGAGAAGCAAAUCCCUGUGACAGUCCAGGUCAGGGAGGAAAGAUGAUAAAGAUAGACGCUGCCUGGCAGAGGAGCCUCGCCAGCGUCAGGGUUCACAUCAGGGACCUGGGGAUGAAGCUGGGGGGAGGAACCAUCCAGAAAGACUUUCAGAGAGAGCCGAGCAAGGCCGCUGGGCGAGUCAGAACUAGGUCAUGA